Molecule: messenger RNA, 586 nt
Organism: Drosophila navojoa
Lineage: Eukaryota; Metazoa; Arthropoda; Insecta; Diptera; Drosophilidae
Source: RefSeq, a predicted model, not a curated record
AGCCGUCGAGCGUCCUCUUUGGUGCCCUCGCUGACUCGACAGGUUCGUUCAUGCUUGGCAGCAUGCGCAGCUGCUGUGUUUGCGUAUGGAUAUACAUAGCGAUGAUGUUCAUAUUAUGACUGUUGCCUGACCUGCCAGCCAAACAGCCGGCGCCUGGGCGCUCAGGUGCGCCAGGCACAGGUAGACCCGGCCAGGCCACGACAGGUAGCUUCGAUCGCUGGCAUAUAAGCCAUGCUGCGUGUUGCUAUGUCAACACUUGGCAAACAACAGGCAACAGAGCAACAACAUAUCGACAUGGAGCUGGAAAAGCAAUUGAAACCCACCGUCUCGUAUCAUCUGUUUCUAUAUCGCGAGGAGUUGGCCAGACGCCAGCGACGGCUGCUGCGGCUAUCCCGCACCAAGAUCGAGAUCACGGACGAGCUCAUCUCGAAGACGGUGCGCAACAUCAAGAGCUGCAGCAUGGAGGAUCUAAAGGCGGUCAAUCGGGAGCUGCUCUUCAAACGAAAACUGAGACACAAUGUCUCCAAGCUACGCAAACUGGCCAAGCAGCAAUAGAGCGAGAGGAAGAGAGAGCGAUAGAGUGGCA